Molecule: messenger RNA, 262 nt
Organism: Racocetra persica
Lineage: Eukaryota; Fungi; Glomeromycota; Glomeromycetes; Diversisporales; Gigasporaceae
Source: the annotation of a GenBank genome assembly
UAGAAACUGAGGAACUGGACUAUACAACUGUAACUCUUACAAGAAGAACCUCACAUAUUCUCGUUGGCCCACCACUUUGUUUCGAGGAUUUUUUUGUAAAAAGUGGACGUUUCAGUUUAUUCUCUCCAAAAGAUCGAUAUCACUUGUACCAAAACUGUCAGUAUUGUUUACUUUCUAAAUUGGUACAACAAGACAACAACACGUUAAGGCACAUACCUCAAAUACAACAAGCUGAUAAACAAUACUCUGAGACUAGAAUCGA